Messenger RNA from Rotaria sp. Silwood2, 621 nucleotides. The record is from the annotation of a GenBank genome assembly. NCBI's taxonomy places the organism in Eukaryota, Metazoa, Rotifera, Eurotatoria, Philodinida, Philodinidae.
AUGGGAAAACAUCCUGAAAACUCGAUUGAUCAAGAAGAGGAAGAAGAAUUAGAUGAAACAGAAUUUAUCGUCGAAAAAAUUCUUGAUCGAAAAGUUGUUAAUGGUGAAGUGUAUUAUUUUCUAAAAUGGAAAGGUUUCGAUGAAUCUGAAAAUACAUGGGAACCUGAAAUGAAUCUUGAUUGUCCAGAAUUAAUUGCUGAUUUUCAUAAACGAUCAAAUACUCAACCAAAGAAACCAUCAAAUGAAACAACUAUUGAAAAUAAUACAACAACAACAACAACAACAAAUAACAAUAAUAAUAUAAAUAAUAAUAUUACUUUAAAUAAACGAAGAUCCCGAGAUAGUACUGAUCAAGAGCCUUCGGAUGCCACGAAAAAAAACAAACGUACAAAUGAUUUUGGUUAUGGACGUGGACUUGAAAUUGAAAAAAUUCUUGGAGCCACUGAUGUCUAUGGUGAACUAAUGUUUCUAAUUAAAUGGCAAUCCACGGAAAAACCCGAACUAGUACCGGCUCGAAUUGCUAAUAUUAAAAGUCCUCAACAUGUCAUUCGUUUUUAUGAAGAUCGUUUAACAUGGGCUAAUACAGAUGAAAAUACAUCAAUUAAUCCAGAAAAACAGUAA